AUGACCUCAGAGCAGCGGCAGAACCUGCUGGCCUUCGGAGACUAUGUCAGGAAGACGCUGGACCCCACCUACAUCCUCAGCUACAUGGCGUCCUGGCUUAAGGAGGAUGAAAUACAGUAUAUUCAGGCUGAGAGAAACAACAAGGGCCCGAAAGAGGCUGCCUCGGUUUUUCUUCAGUUCUUGUUGGAGCUCCAGGAAGAAGGCUGGUUCCGUGGCUUUUUGGAUGCCCUAGGUCAAGCAGGUUAUUCUGGACUUUAUGAAGCCAUUGAAAGUUGGGAUUUCCAAAAACUUGAAAAAUUAGAGGAGCAUAGAACACUUUUAAGACGUUUACAACCAGAAUUUAAAGCCAGAAUUAUUCCAACAGAAAUCCUUCCUGAAAUAGCUGAAUGUUUAUUUGAACAGGAACAUGAAGAAAUUCGGCAGGUUUGCUACAAUAAAGGAAUGAUGGCAGGUGCAGAGAAAAUGGUUGAAUACCUUCUCAGAUCAGAUAAAGAGAACUGGCCCAAGGCUUUGAAACUCGCCUUGGAGAAAAAAGACAACAAGUUCAGUGAACUGUGGACUGCAGGGGAAGUAGGUGCAAAAAUUGUUCAAAUAAAAGAUGUUGAAGAUGAUAGAAUGGACACUUCCAACAUAGAGUUUUUCUACCAGGAAGUUCCCGAAGACCAGAAUCUUAGUCAGACUCCCUGUCCACCCUCAGAAAUGACUCAACACAACCCAUUGAAACCAAGAGAGUACCAACUGGAGCUUGCUUUGCCUGCUCAGCAAGGAAAAAAUACAAUAAUAUGUGCUCCUACUGGUUGUGGAAAAACCUUUGUUUCACUUCUUAUAUGUGAACAUCAUCUUAAAAAAUUUCCACAAGGACAAAAAGGAAAAGUUGUCUUUUUUGCUAAUCAUGUCCCUGUAUAUGAACAGCAGAAGUCUGUGUUCUCAAGAUAUUUUGAAAGACUCGGGUACAGAGUUGCAGGCAUUUCUGGAGCAACAGCUGAGAAUAUCCCAGUGCAACAGACUAUCGAGAACAAUGACAUCAUCAUUUUAACACCACAGAUUCUUGUGAACAACCUUAAAUAUGGAACUAUUCCAUCAGUGUCUGUCUUCACUAUGAUGAUAUUUGAUGAAUGCCACAACACCAACAAACACCACCCCUACAAUGUGAUCAUGUUCAACUAUCUAGAUCAGAAAUUUGGGGGAUCUUCAGAGCCACUGCCGCAGGUCAUCGGGCUGACUGCCUCUGUUGGUGUUGGGGAUGCCACAACCACAGACGAAGCCAUGGCUUACAUCUGCAGACUUUGUGCCGCUCUUGAUGCCACAGUGAUUGCGACAGUCAGAGAAAACUUGAAAGAGCUGGAGCGAGUUGUUCACAAGCCCCAGAAAUUUUUCCGGAAAGUGGAAUCACGGACUAGCAACAAAUUUAAACUUAUCAUAUCUCAGUUGAUGAAGGAGACAGAGUUCCUGGCGAAGAAUAUCUCUGAAGAACUUGGAAAUUUAUUUGAAAUUCAAAAUAGAGAAUUUGGAACACAGAAAUACGAACAGUGGAUUGUUGAUGUUCAUAAAAAGUGCUCGGUGUUCCGGAUGGAAGACAAAGAGGAAGAGAGCAGGAUUUGUACUGCGCUGUUUCUGUAUACUUCACAUCUGCGGAAAUAUAACGAUGCUCUCAUUAUCAGUGAGGAUGCACAAAUGAAAGAUGCUUUGAAUUACCUGAAAGACUUCUUCAAAAAUGUCCGAGCAGCAGGAUUUGAUGAGAUUGAGCAAGAUCUUAGCUGGAGGUUUGAAGAAAAGCUGAAGGAACUAGAAAGUAUUUCCACGGAUCCCAGCAACAAGAACCCGAAACUCAGAGACCUCUACUUGAUCUUACAAGAAGAAUACCACUUAAAUCCAGAGACAAAAACCAUUCUCUUCGUGAAAACCAGAGCCCUUGUGGACGCUUUAAAGAAAUGGAUUGAAGAAAAUUCUGCACUCAGCUUUCUAAAACCUGGCAUAUUAACUGGACGUGGCAAAACAAGUCAGGCAACAGGAAUGACCCUCCCAGCACAGAAGUGUGUAUUGGAUGCAUUCAGAAACAAUGGAGAUAGUAAUAUUCUGAUUGCCACCUCGGUUGCUGAUGAAGGCAUCGACAUUGCUCAGUGCAAUCUGGUCAUCCUGUAUGAGUACGUGGGCAAUGUCAUCAAAAUGAUCCAAACCAGAGGCAGAGGAAGAGCAAGAGAUAGUAAGUGCUUCCUUUUGACUAGUUAUGCUGAUGUAAUUGAAAAAGAACAUAUGAACAUAUACAAGGAAAAAAUGAUGAACAAAUCCAUUUCGAGACUUCAGAAAUGGGAUGAAGCAAAAUUUGAAAAAACGGUUCAUGAUAUACAGAUUGAGGAAAAAUCCAUCAGAGAUAGUCAACAAAAACCAAAACCUGCCCCUGAUAAGAAAAACAAAAAACUGCUCUGUGGCAAGUGUAAAGUCUUGGCAUGUUAUACAGAUGAUAUACGAGUGAUAGAGGAAUCCCACUACACUGUAGUUGGAUGUGCUUUUAAGGAGCGAUUUGUGAGUAAACCACAUCCCAAACCAAAGAAGUUCGGAGGUUUUGAGAAGAAAGCAAAGAUCCUCUGUGCCAGACACAACUGUGGCCAUGACUGGGGAAUCCAUGUGAAGUAUAAGACACUUGAGAUUCCAGUCAUAAAAAUCGAGAGUUUUGUAGUAGAGGAUAUUGCAACUGGAGAUCAGACACGGUACUCAAAGUGGAAGGACUUUCAUUUUGAGUGGAUACAAUUUGCUGCUACAGAAACACCCAAAUGACUAUCUUAGGGUCCCAGUCUUUUGUGUUAGGGAAUGGUGACUUUUAGUGAAGAAGAAAUUGACCAUUGGGUACAAUCAUGGAUUGCUAUACCUCUGUGAAGGUAUUUUGUGUAAGGCCUAUGCUGUUUAAAUAUUUAUCGGUUAACUUCACCUUCUGUUUGUUUUCAACAGUUUGCACCAUAUAUAUGCAAAGCAUACUUUUGGGAGAACUGUAGCAACUGAAUACUUUGUAGGUCAACAGAACUUACAGUACUUGGGGAAAAGAAAAAAAAUCUUGUUUCUGUCCUUUUCAGAACCUACUGCCAGUGAUCACAGUAGCUACUGGACACACUUGGGAUGAAAUGAGUGAUGGAAUGUUGAAAGGUUUUCCACGCCUCCCUUUCUUUCCUUAACUUACAGUAAACUGGAACAAUCCCUGAAACUGCUCUUUUCAAGGUGGCCAGAUUCACUGAGCCCUCCUUGGUUCUUCUAUUUGACCUCUUUGCUGCCUGUAACCCCAGCUACUUGGGAGGUGGAGAUUGGGAGGAUUGCUGUCUGGCCUUAGGCCUGAGACCCUAU
This is a messenger RNA of Castor canadensis (American beaver), 3333 nucleotides long. NCBI's taxonomy places the organism in Eukaryota, Metazoa, Chordata, Mammalia, Rodentia, Castoridae. The record is from RefSeq and is a predicted model, not a curated record.